AUGUCGCGAACUAGAGUUCUGCUGGUCGGGGCUGCGGGCGAAACGGGCGGCUCCAUCGCGAACGGACUGCUUGAGAAUCCCGGCUUUGAAGUUCAUGCUCUCGUCCGUCCCCGGUCGGUUCAAAAGCCUGCCAUCGUAGCCCUCCAAGAGCGAGGCGUACAGAUUCGCAAGGGCGAUCUCAAGGGCCCUGAGGAGUCUCUCGCCGACGUGUUGACGGGAAUCGAUGUCGUUGUCAGCUGUGUCGGUCCUGCGGAACAGCAGGACCAAAUCCCUCUCGCUAAGGCUGCAAAGAGUGCUGGAGUUCAACGAUUCAUCCCAUGUGGCUUCAUCACUGUGGCACCACCUGGUGGAAUCAUGUGGUUGAGGGACGAGAAAGAAACAGUGUACAACCACAUCAAACAGCUCCGACUUCCUUACACCAUCAUUGACAUCGGUUGGUGGUACCAGCUUUCUUACCCCCGCCUCGGUUCCGGAAGGACCGACUAUGCCAUGACUACGGCGAACAACGAAAUAGUCGGUGAUGGCAACACACCUCUUGCCCUAACGGACCUUCGAGACAUUGGACGCUACGUCGCCAAGAUCAUUGUUGAUGACCGGACACUGAACAAGAUGGUUUUCGCCUACAACACGGUCCUUACACAGAAUCAGAUUUAUGACCUUCUGGAGGAGAUCAGCGAGGAAAAGAUCCAAAGGAAUUAUAUCCCUGAAGAGACUAUCUACACAAGGGUGCUUGCAGCUCGGCAGUCCAGUGAGACCUAUCCCUUCGAUCCUGUCAAGUUCAUUCCCCGAUACCUGGCCGAAAACCAACUGUCAUGGGGUGUCCGCGGCGACAACAAUCCUGAGUACGCCAAGUACUUGGGCUACUUGACCUCCAAGGACCUUUAUCCCGACUUCGCUCCUCACGACUUCCGGGAAUAUCUUGAGGAAGUUGUCCGAGGCACGGCCAAGGGUGUCUACACCGACCGGGUAAUCUCCAAGGCUCACCAACGGAUGUUCCCUCGGACUGAAUCGAGCGACUCGCUUUACACCCGGAUAUUCCCAAGAACGGAAUCUAGCGACUCCCUCUACAUGUCGAGGUAA
Aspergillus luchuensis is the source of this 1080-nucleotide messenger RNA. RefSeq names its product aromatic alcohol reductase. Lineage: Eukaryota; Fungi; Ascomycota; Eurotiomycetes; Eurotiales; Aspergillaceae. Bases 1 to 1080 code for a protein of 359 amino acids. Gene Ontology annotation, molecular function: oxidoreductase activity. The record is from RefSeq and is a predicted model, not a curated record. The transcript is spliced from 4 exons.